AUGUCAGCUUUGGUAUCUGGUUCGGCCGAACUACCCAAUAUUGUAUUAGGUAUAGCGAUUCACCUGAAUCACGUACGAUCUUCUGUGCCAUACAUAAGUGACACAGGGACUACUCCUCCAGAAUAUACUCUUUUCGGACAAAUGCUUAAUAUCACGAGCAUUUUCACUGGUAUUAUCUUUCUGGUAUUAUCACUUUAUUUGUUUGAUAGACCUCUUAAAGAUAUUCCUCUAUGGACCUCGGAUGAUAAAGGAUAUGACUACCAUAUCGCCAGUACAACAUCAGAAUGGAUUUUUGUGUCAGGUGUUAAUAUUUAUACUCUUACUUUUUAUAAAGAUUUCCAAACUAUAAUUCUUAUUCUUCCGACG
Messenger RNA from Centruroides sculpturatus (bark scorpion), 366 nucleotides. RefSeq names its product DNA damage-regulated autophagy modulator protein 1-like. NCBI's taxonomy places the organism in Eukaryota, Metazoa, Arthropoda, Arachnida, Scorpiones, Buthidae. The transcript has 4 exons. The record is from RefSeq and is a predicted model, not a curated record. The annotation marks the transcript as partial.